This is a messenger RNA of Saimiri boliviensis boliviensis (Bolivian squirrel monkey), 3859 nucleotides long. It is a transcript of the gene HAUS7, whose product is annotated as HAUS augmin like complex subunit 7. Gene Ontology annotation, biological process: microtubule organizing center organization; spindle assembly. Gene Ontology annotation, cellular component: HAUS complex. The record is from RefSeq and is a predicted model, not a curated record. Gene Ontology annotation, molecular function: microtubule minus-end binding. NCBI's taxonomy places the organism in Eukaryota, Metazoa, Chordata, Mammalia, Primates, Cebidae.
GGCGGAAGAACGUUGGAGGAUGAUUGGCGGCCGUGCCUGCCUGUGAGGCCAGGGCGUGGGCGGGGCGCGGCUCCGAGCGCGAAAGAUGGCGGGGCAGGACGGUGGCUGCGGCCGCGGCGGCGACUGCUACUCAGAGGACGAGGGCGACAGCAGCGUGUUCAGGGCGGCUGUGGAGGUGUUCGAGAAGCUGAAGGACCUAAACUGCCCCUUCCUCGAUGGUCUGUAUAUCACAGAGCCAAGGACAAUUCAGGAACUGCUGUGCAGCCCCUCGAAGUACCGCUUGGAGAUCCUGGAGUGGAUGUGUACACGGAUCUGCCCCUCGCUGCAGGACAGGCUCAGCUUGCUGAAAGGGGUCCCGACAGAGGUGAAGAUCCAAGAAAUGACAAAGCUGGGCCAUGAGCUGAUGCUGUGUGCGCCAGAUGACCAGGAGCUCCUCAAGGGCUGUGCCUGCGCCCAGAAGCAGCUGUACUUCAUGGACCAGUUGCUCAACGUCAUCCAGAGCCUGACUGUUGGGUGCUCCAGUUGCUCGAGCCUGAUGGAGCACUUCGAGGACACCAGGGAGAAGAACGAGGCCUUGCUGGGGGAGCUCUUCUCCAGCCCCCACUUGCGGUUGCUCCUGAAUCCAGAAUACGACCCGUGGCCCCUGGACAUGCAGCCCCUCCUCCAUAAGCAGAGUGAGGACUGGCAGUGGGCCAGCGCCUCUGCCGAGUCCGAGGAGGAAGAGAAGCUGGCGAAGCUGGCCAGACAGCUGCAGGAAAGUGCUGCCAAGUUGCAGGCGCUUAGAAUGGAGCACGAGCAAGGGGCCGCUAUGGGUGCGGCCGGUGUUAGCACCCUAGACCAGAAGCUGCGUCUUGUCACCUCUGACUUUCACCAGCUCAUCUUGGCUUUCCUCCAAGUCUACGAUGACGAGCUGGGCGAGUGCUGCCAGCGUCCCAGCCCUGACCUCCACCCCUGCGGCCCCAUCGUCCAGGCCACGCACCAGAAUCUGACUUCCUACAGACAACUGCUGCAAGUGAUCGUUGCAGUCGCUGACACGUCUGCGAAAGCUGUGGAGACCGUGAAGAAGCAGCAGGGUGAGCAGAUCUGCUGGGGCAGCAGCAGCUCCGUCAUGAGUCUAGGUUCCCAGGACUAUGCCAGAGCUUUCCAGAGCCUCUGUGGACAUCUGAUUCUCCAGCCCCUCCUCCUGAGCUUGUCUAGUCUCUUGUCGGCCCAGCUGUGGUGCACUGCCUCAGCCAGCUGCAGCUAAAGUAUUUGCUGUCAGUGUUGUCCAUGGCUGUGCCUCCAAGCAGUGGCUUCCGAUCCCCAAAUCCUCCUUUUGGAGACUGUCUUUGGAUGAAACCUCCAGCCGGCUGUCUCCCUGGAGAGCGAGGCUUCUAACUGCUCUUGACCUCAUCACAUAUCUGCCCUGUGUAUACUGGGCACUGAGAAGCCUCUUCUUGCUGAUGGAACUUCAACACAACGCUCCACUUAAAAAUGUAUCAUAGCAUGGAUCCUAAUCACCACUGUUACUACGACUCUCUCUCCACUUUUUAUAAUUGCUGUUAAUAAACUGCUUAUAAUCCAUGCCAUCAUUCCCACAAUACUGAUCAUUGGUACUCUUAACAGUGUGCCGUCUCACCUGUGACUGUGGCACCAUAGGACUGGUGGCAGGUCUUGCCUUGCAGAAGGGCCCCUUAUUGCUUCUGGGUUAAGAUCAGUGUAGUAUCUGUUUUUACCAGAAAUGCACUCUGUACGUCCAGGCUGUGUGAACUGGGCAGUGCACUGUGUACAGGAAAGUGUAUGUUCAGUCUUGAGCCCCAGCUUUCAUCAAUGCAGCAUCCUGAUUUGGCUUGAGAUGAAUUAUUAGGCUCUAGACACACCAGAGAAAGGGUCAGCAUCAAAUCCAUGCCAAAGGCCACUUGGGCUGGUUCUUUACUUGUUCCAUUUCCUCUGUGGCCCCUGAGGGCCCUGGUCUCGCUGGCCCUCCUCCUGCUGUGGAAGGCCUGUGUUUCUGUGCUGUUUCCCCUCCCUGCAGUCUGCAUGCCCGCAGCCAGGCUCUGUUGGAGGCGUGGCAUCAGCUGUGAAGUGAGGAGCGACCAGUGUGCCUGCUGGGCUCAUGCCGGGGUGUGAUCUCGUGUGGGUUGGCAGGGCCUUGGCACUGUGGGUCAGCGCCACACACUGGGAGUCACCGUCUUGAUCUGAUGGGCCUGAAGUCCCAUUUGGCCCCCAGGGGCAAGAAAACAUCAAUGUAUUUAGAGACCAAAGCAAUGCUGUCAGCGCAAGAAUGGGGCAGGAGAGUUGAGGGCACCAACAUUGGAGAGGUGCCAUCGACCCUGGGAGGUAGACAGGGAAAGGGCGGGGAAAGCGGCCGCUGCGAGGACAGCGCAAGGGGCAGUGGGGUGCCGGGGACGGGGCAGUGGAGCAGAUGGAAGCAGAGGGCUCGGGUGAAGCAGGUCUGGAGAGGGCCAGCUGCACAGGGUGGUGACCCCAGUGAGACCCUAGCCUGCUCUUCUCUGAAGAAAAUGAUGGAAAUGAAGAAGCAAACCCAGCUCCCAGCCUCAUGAAGAGCCAGCCCCCACAGAGCCUGAGCGGCUCCGAGUUUCGCUCUUGAUGAGGUUGAUGUGGCUGGCAGCAGCCGGGUGAAGCCUCCCUUUUCCCUUUUCCUGGCCUCUGAGCUGAUCCCUGCCUCGCCUCCAUGGAACUCCUUCAAACUGUCCUCUGGAGAGAGGCCCCAUGGGCAGCAGGCCACUCCACCAUAGCAGAGCAGGGGCAGUGCAGCAGCUACCCAGGUCCGCUCCGUGACGCCGGCGGCUUGAGAAACAGCCCUGUGCAGGAGAGGAGGAAGCCCGGGAUGAGCAGGAAAUCAGCCCCAACGGACUUUGUGACACCACUGAAUUCACUCAGUGCCGACAUGCAGACCUGCCUGGACAGCUGUGAAGACCCAGCAAUGAGGAGACUAGAAGCGAACUGAGGCUGGGAUCUCUAAGAAGAGAGAAAAGAGACAGAAAAAGCAGCGCGGAGAUGAGCGUCGUGCAGGCCCCAGCCAGCCACAGGGUCUCCAGGGCACGGGGUUGGGGAGAUGGAGGGCAGGGCUCUGGAGGAGGCGGCAGGUCCACAGGACAAGCCAGGCGACUACAGGCGCCGAGCACGGACGGCUGGGACCCACCUCCUGCCAUCCAGAGUACGGGGGCCAAGGGCUGGGGCCAAAGCUUCGAGAGAGCCUGUGGCGUCAGAGGAGCAGCCGGGGCCUGUUGGUGAUGCCUGACAAGCACCAAGAGCGAGGGCAGAGCAGGAGGCUGGGGCGGAGGCCACACGAGGGCAGACAGUCUAGAGUGCUGCGCGUUGCGGCAGGGAGCCCCUCAACUGGGAUGCCGCUGGAAGCUGAUGCCAGCGGGCAGGGUCCCGGGAUGCCAUUCCGGGUGGGCUGAGCACAGUCAGUGUCACCCUGAGGCAUACACGUGAUUCCUGAGCUUCAGAGUCAUCCUUGGGAUGGGCAGAGGAUGACAAAUCUAGGCUUCACAGCACUUAAUGUCAAUGCUAAUGACCUCAACAUGUGAAAGGCAAAGCAUAGCUGACAGUGGGGUCACGGAUGGGGAGCAGAUCGGCAGGGCAGUUGAGGGGCUAUGUCCUCCUCCUCUGCCUGCUGGAGCGAGAUGAUGGCCAUGGUCUGGGGUUGGCACCUGAGAGACGGAUGUGGUUUCAGCAGAUAAGGUACAGUGCAGCCACCAUGGUCGCCACUGGUCUGGGGAGCCCAGGCCUGAGGGCUGUCUGUGUGAUGGGGUUUGUUGUUCUGUGUGCAGUGUUAUACAUCUGGUUAAUACUGAGUGUGCCACUGAAGUCAGGAUAGGCUCUGCCUCCUCACUGUGUGCCAUGUGCUGCC